CUCAACUUUCCGCCCUCAAACCACUUUACUCCAGCUUUCGGCAGUCCUGCAUUGUGUUCAUAGCCACCAUGGGCAGUAUUGCAGCCACCACCGCAAUCAGUUCGGCUGACCACCGACACCGGUCGUACGACCUGAAAACACCUGAAGAGCACAUCAAGCUCUACGAUGACUGGGCAGCACAGUACGACGCCGAUGUGAUGGCUGAUGCCACGAAAUAUGUUGGCCCGCAAAUGACAGUGCAAGCCGUACAAGCUGCCAAUGGCAAGCUAGACGGUGAAAUCCUUGACGCAGGAUGCGGUACUGGUCUGGCCGGUGUCGCACUGGCCCAGGCUGGCGCUACAGUCAUCGACGGCAUUGACUUAUCACCUGGAAUGCUCAAGGUUGCACGAAGGACGAAUGUCUACCGAGACCUGUGGCCCGUAGACAUGCUCAAGCCAAUCCAGCAGAAAGACAACACCUACGACAUUGUUACUUGCGUCGGAACAUUCACAACUGGACACGUCGGUGCCACGCCUGCUCUUGCUGAGCUAGUACGAGUACUGAAGAAGGGCGGUGUCCUCGCAGCUACCAUCCUCGACAAUCUUUGGGAACCAGAAGGUUUCGAAGCUGAAGUAGAGAGACUACGAAGUGAAAAGCUUGUCGACGUGGUUAGCACCGAUAUCACCGACUACCGACAAGGCGACGGAGCCCGAAGUGUCAUGCUCGUCCUCAGGAAGCUGUGAUGGAAGAUGGUUGACUGACUUGAUCACUUGUAUUCCAUAGGGCCUCAACGCCAUCGAGAAGGAUGACGUGCCCUUACCAACAAGCGAAUGCAAGCAAGAGAUCGACUUGACCGACAAUCAUGGAGUAGAGCCACAUUGCUCCCCCUCGCGAUCACAACAUCGCUGGUAUAGUUUCUUAAGCACUACAGAAAACUGCAGUAAAAGCUUUAAUUGCAGAUGUGGUGUGUCUGCGCCGGGGCAUUACUGUCAAAGGCUACUGUAGAGUCUUGAGGCAGCGGUUCAUGCCAUGCCGGACAUGUUAGACCCAGUUACCACCUCU
Pseudocercospora fijiensis CIRAD86 is the source of this 1041-nucleotide messenger RNA. RefSeq lists its product as uncharacterized. The record is from RefSeq and is a predicted model, not a curated record. Lineage: Eukaryota; Fungi; Ascomycota; Dothideomycetes; Mycosphaerellales; Mycosphaerellaceae. Bases 69 to 722 code for a protein of 217 amino acids. The transcript has 2 exons.